Molecule: messenger RNA, 515 nt
Organism: Ceraceosorus bombacis
Lineage: Eukaryota; Fungi; Basidiomycota; Exobasidiomycetes; Ceraceosorales; Ceraceosoraceae
Source: the annotation of a GenBank genome assembly
CUGAAAGCCGUUCCGUCUCGGGGCAUUCAAGAUCGAUUGGCAUGCAGUAAAUUUCGAACAUACGCAUGUAUCAGCAGAUACAGCAGUCAGUCGUGAGAGAGUAGAUCUGGUAACAUGCAGCGCUACUGGGAUCGCCUCCUUGCUUGGCUCGCGCGGCGGCCCCGACACGGCUCCGAGCAGCAGCACGAAGCCAGCAAUCGAUUCGACUGCAGACACGAGAGCUCGACGUCAGCAUUCGCAGCAGCUCGACGCUCAUCCACCUCUCGUGGCUCGGAGCAAGAUAUAAUCCAUCUUGCCAUCGCGAGUGCCGUCGCUUGGCACGUACUUGAUGCUGGGAUGGCCAAGCAAGCACUCUGGCUCGUGACUCGCAGCCAGUCCCGCGUCUGCGUGUAGGCGAGGAGCGAGCAGUCGAAGAGUUGCCACGAUCUCGGAGUCACGAGUGUAUCGCCAGCGUCCGCAGAUCAAAGGCACGAGUUCAGCAUCGUCUAUUGUCUGCCGGGAGAACAGAAGGGAGG